This is a messenger RNA of Spodoptera exigua (beet armyworm), 939 nucleotides long. The record is from the annotation of a GenBank genome assembly. Lineage: Eukaryota; Metazoa; Arthropoda; Insecta; Lepidoptera; Noctuidae.
AUGCGACCGCUCACCGCACUGCUGAUAGUGGCCGCGUGCCAGUGUGUCUACGCACACCAACACUCGCGAACGUCGCGCCAAUUUCUACAAACCACGCUACACUCGCUCCUUGGACAACACUACCAACCCAUACAACGUUUAUUCUCCUGUAGUCACGCGUUAGGACCCACAAAAUGUCUCAGUGCUCUAAGUGUGUGGCGAGCAGAACGCGCCAUCAAGGCGUUCGCCCAAAAUCCCGCCAAACAGUUCAACCUGACUGAAGAUGUGGAGCAGUUUCCAUGGAAGAAGUACAGUAACGUAUCUGAUGAACAGAUAUACACACAACUUUAUGAUGAUACCACAAAAUUAUUACAAUAUCGAUCCCUGGGUUUCGAUAUGAUACCCGGAUACAAUGUCAAGCUUGGAUCCAAAGAAAACGGGACGAUGCGUGUCGACAUUUAUAGAAGUGACACGGCAGAAACUGGUCGGAGCAGCAUGAAGAAAUUACAGAAAAUGUUUUAUAAAUACGGGCCGUUUCUUCUAAUACCUGGUUUGGUAACAUCAGCAAUAAUCCCGUUUAUACUGCCGGGAUUGAAGAUGAUGACUUUGAUGGUCGGAAUGAUGAACAAUAUGGCGCUGAUGGGAGCCUUGUUUACAAUGCUUAGGAACAAUGCCUUUAACGACAAGUACGAACAUAAAGUAAUUUAUGUGAAUAGUGGAUAUGAAAAUGAGAAGCAUAUAGCAGCGUCAAACAAUGAAGAGCACAUCCACACGGAUCAUUAUGGAAUGGUGUACGAUGAAACUAAACAUCCUCCACAGCAUGCAGCAUUAGGCGUAGAAUUUGAAAAUAUGGAAUCGUUGCCACCGUUUGCCCUAAAUCCAGAUUGGCUGAAAGCGUAUAGGGAUGGUAAAUUGGUCGCUUUGAUGGGCCAAGACCACCAUGCCAAUAAAAAACAUUAA